This is a messenger RNA of Diaporthe citri, 1029 nucleotides long. RefSeq lists its product as uncharacterized. Gene Ontology annotation, cellular component: cytoplasm. The coding region runs from base 1 to 1029 and encodes 342 amino acids. The record is from RefSeq and is a predicted model, not a curated record. NCBI's taxonomy places the organism in Eukaryota, Fungi, Ascomycota, Sordariomycetes, Diaporthales, Diaporthaceae. The transcript is spliced from 2 exons.
AUGUCUCCGGCCAAAUUCCCCACCAGACGUCUCGGAAGAGGUGGGCCAGAGGUUUCUGCCAUUGGCUUCGGGCUGAUGGGUUUGGGUGGCGUCAGCUAUGGUCCUGGAGGCGCCGACGGUGAGCGCUUCGUCGUUCUGGACCGCGCCUGGGAGCUCGGUUGUACCUUUUGGGAUUCGUCGGAUAUCUACGGCGACAGUGAAGUGCUGCUCGGAAAAUGGUUCAAGAUGCACCCGGAAAGACGAAACGAUGUUUUCUUGGCUACCAAGUUUGCCAUCAAGAUAUCCGCAGACGGUAUUGGGAUGGACAGUUCUCCCGAGUACUGUCGCCAGGCUUGCGAGGCAAGUCUGCAAAAGCUGGGCAUCGACUGCAUCGACUUGUACUACAUACAUCGACUUGACGAGAAGACUCCCAUCGAGAAAACAGUGCAGGAGAUGGUCAAGCUGAAGAACAAGGGCAAGAUCAAGCAUUUUGGAAUCUCCGAGUGCAGCUCCACGUCCUUGCGCCGAGCUCAUGCCGUCCACCCUAUCGCCGCGGUGCAGGUUGAAUACAACCCAUGGGACUUGGCCAUCGAGAACGAGGAUGGCACGAACCUACUUGCUACUUGCCGCGAGCUCGGCGUCGCCACUGUGGCCUACUCGCCGCUUGGGCGCGGCAUCUUGACUGGGCAGGUCAGGUCUACCGAGGAUUUUGCCCCGGAUGACUUCCGCCGCAUACUCGAACGUUACAACAAGGAAAAUUUCCCAAAGAACCUGGCGAUUGUCGACAAGUUCGCGGAGAUCGCCGAGACGAAGCAUGCCACGCCCGGUCAGCUUGCACUUGCGUGGCUGAUGAAGCAGGGCGACGAUAUCAUUCCUAUCCCCGGAACAAAGAGAGUCGAAUAUCUGGAGGAAAAUAUUGGUGCAGCCCGGGUGCAAGUCACAGACGAGGAGGAGAGGGAUAUCAGACUCAAGGUAGACGAGGCUGGCGUCAGAGGAGCUCGGACUCCGCAGGGUCUUUUGAAUGUAUAUGCAGACACGCCCUCUCUCUGA